Molecule: messenger RNA, 249 nt
Organism: Penicillium oxalicum
Lineage: Eukaryota; Fungi; Ascomycota; Eurotiomycetes; Eurotiales; Aspergillaceae
Exons: 1
Coding region: 1-249 (82 amino acids)
Source: RefSeq, a predicted model, not a curated record
AUGGUCGCCCCAAAUGAUGGGCCUUACGGCGAAGACAAAAUUCAACAUGAUACCACUAUUCAUCGGCUGGGAACGGGAAGCUUUUUUUCGGCGUUUUUUACGGAGCGAACGUCUUCAACAAACAUACUACCCCCUCUUUUUUUUUUCAUUCCACCAUUUGAGUUGCCCCCGCAAGUGGUGUUUCUCCAUCCGGGUCUCGCAUUUGCGUGCGGGCCCCAUGCCCUUUCAGGCUCGAAAGGGGGCGGGUGA